AUGGCUUUGCGUGGAAUGGGGGUUCUCUUGAUUCUUUGGGUCACGGAGGGCUCAAUGCGUGACGAUGACUUCCCUUUCUACGACCUUGGAACCAUACCAGCAUGGCGUGAUUUGCGCUCUCUUCGUGGGACGCAGUCACAGGACCAGUUUGACAAGGAGAAGUACCACAAGCAAUUGAAGGAACUGGAUGUCCAAAGUCUUUAUGAGUCCAUUUCCAGGCUCAUGAAAGACUCCAAGGCCUUCUGGCCUGCUGAUGGUCCUCAAGACGGUGACGUUGCCAGCUAUGCUGGCCUCUUCGAAAGAUUGGCCUGGCAUUGCUCUGGCACCUUCCGUCUUGUGAAUGGGACAGCAGCAGGUGGCUGUGAAGGGGCAAGACAGCGUCACUGGCCAGAAAACGAGUGGCGGGACAAUUCCAACCUGGACAAGGCGCGCGGUUUGCUCGGCCAGGUGAAGCAUGAGUUCGGCUCCCAAAUCUCCUGGAGUGAUCUCCUCACAUUCGCAGGUACGACGGCCAUCAAGGCCAGCGGAGGCCCGGCGAAGAAGUUCUGCUUCGGCAGAGUUGAUGAUGUCAACGGCAAGAGGUCCAUUCCUCUCGGCGUGGAGGGUGUCAAAGAAUGUUUGGGAAACAAGUUCUGCAAAUCAGACUUUGAGUGUCCGGUUGCAUUCCGCUGGCCAGAGCAAGACGAAGCUGACCAUGCUCGUUGCAACUUGACGCAGCCACAUCAUAGGCUGCAAGCAAGCCAUUCCGUGGGUUUAAUCUACGUCUACCCAGAAGGGCCAGAGCUCAAAUCCUCUGCAAAGGGCUAUUCCGCAAAGCAAGUGCACAACCGUUCCCCCCGAUUCAGCGCCUUGGAGGUUAGAGACACUUUCAAAGAGCGCAUGGGUUGGACUGACAGGGAGACUGUUGCUUUGAUCGGCGGGGGCCACACAAUGGGAAGAACUCAUGGCAACUGCAACCUGACGGGCACGAAAUGGGCUUCACAUCCUUACAAUGAGGUGGGGCCGUUCUUCGAAGCCCAAGCAGGUGCUCUCAGGGGGCCGACCGAUGGAACCUGUGGCACAGGAGCUUCAGCUGGCUUGGCUCAGAAUACGGUUUCGUCUGGCUUUGAGGGGCCAUGGACAAGGACUCCGUCCCAGUGGAACUAUGACUUCUUUGAUGCAAUGCUGACAGAGGAGUGGGAGCCAGUAAAGAGCCCUUUUGGAGCAGACCAAUGGCGCACCAAAAGCCGACACAGUACUUAUGCAUCGACCAUGCGUCUGACAGCAGACCUCUCUCUCGUCAAUGAUGAGACAUAUGCAGCCAUUGCAAGAGAGUAUGCUGCAGACCACGCAAAGUUCGAUUCGGACUUUGCAGAUGCCUGGUACAAAUUGGUGCAUCGCUCAGAGGACAACCCAAACGAGAACGACCUGGAAAGCAAAUUCGGUGUUUGCACCCGAUUUGAGUUUGUCAAGUGA
Effrenium voratum is the source of this 1455-nucleotide messenger RNA. Lineage: Eukaryota; Dinophyceae; Suessiales; Symbiodiniaceae. The record is from the annotation of a GenBank genome assembly.